Messenger RNA from Echinococcus granulosus, 3006 nucleotides. RefSeq names its product Vacuolar protein sorting-associated protein. The coding region runs from base 1 to 3006 and encodes 1001 amino acids. Gene Ontology annotation, molecular function: actin binding. Gene Ontology annotation, biological process: intracellular protein transport; vacuole fusion, non-autophagic; endosomal transport. NCBI's taxonomy places the organism in Eukaryota, Metazoa, Platyhelminthes, Cestoda, Cyclophyllidea, Taeniidae. The transcript is spliced from 13 exons. The record is from RefSeq and is a predicted model, not a curated record. Gene Ontology annotation, cellular component: cytoplasm; lysosomal membrane; endosome.
AUGAUUGGUACGCCCUUGGGCCAAAUUAUUAUAGAAAGUGCUAGGCGGCUCAUUCUCUACAAGCUUGAUUUGACCGAGUCACAAAACUUCAACGACUUUUUCAUUGCUGUCGGUGGUUGCGGUGGUCUCACUGCUUUCCUUCAAAAACCCAAGCAAACUGGCAAUUCCGUCCUUAUUAUUACUACUGCGGCUGGAAAAGUUUUUGCUGAAAAUUUAUGGAAGGACGCACCUCCUGUCGCCGUGACAUGGUCGGAUUCAGAAGAAUUGGCAGUAGUGCAGAAGUCUGGCUAUGUUACCAUGCUCAACUUGAAUGGUACUUUCAAACGCCGCUUCGGUUUUGGUAAAGAAGCUGAAAAUACCCAGAUAGUCGAGGCCAAGUUUUUUUCCUUUGAAGGACGAACGGCAGUAGCCGUUAUUACUGGGAGCUCGCAGAUCUUUGUGGCCUCCAGUUUAGAACGACCACGCAUCCUUGCCAUAUCCACUGAAGUACCUCUGACAAAUAGGGCGUUCGUUUGGCAGCUAGUCUCAUCAUCGACCUCAGGCGAAAUAGGUGCUUUCAAGGGACCGUGGGUUCUUUUGGCUGUGGAUAAGGAAAUUCACCGUAUGGGUGUGGGCAAAGCAAUGAAGGUUGAAAUCCAGAGCCAGGGUCGGCAGAAUCGUUUCUCAGCCUACCACAAGAUGGCCAUCUCACCGGACGAAGAGCGAGUGGCGCUCUAUCUGGACAGCGGUUUGCUACGUGUCGCCAGCCUUGGUCCCUCCUUUGAGGUCUGCAUGGAGCUCGAUUUUUCGGAUCGCGCCGCGGCGUUGGGUAGUGGUAGCAAUGGCGGCCACGUUGCCACCCUUCCCUCUGACAUGGCCUGGUUCGACAACUCCACCAUUGCGCUACAGUGGCGAAACUUUUUGGUCAUUGCCGAUAUGGAAAAAAACGUCUACGAGCUCUUCUAUCCCUCCUUUGUACAUAUCCAACCUGAGGCGAGUCAGAUGUACUUCUUUAUCACGUGGUGGGUGGAUGGUCUGCGGGUACUGACGCCGGCAACUCACGAAAUAAUCCAGCGGGUGCCGCAGGAGCUGGAGUGCCUAGGUCGUAUCGGGGCCUCAAGUCCGGCAGUUCUCCUGCUCUCCGCUUAUCGUGAGUGGGAGGCGGGCUCGGGUCGUGCCCACGAAUUCCUCCGCCCCAUCCAUUCCGCCGGCCGUAUGCAUGAUGCCGUCUCCGCUUGCCUGCGAUCCGCCGCUCAAUGUGCCCCCUCCUCCGCCUUGGACGUCCAGCGGACUCUCCUCGCGGCCGCCCACUUCGGCCGUGGCUUCCUCUCCAUUCUCGCAGCCCCUGGCUCCGGCGCUAAGGACCUCGAUUGCGGCACGCUUGACAACCUGUCCGAGCUGACAAUUCAGAUCACUACAACCUUGCGUCUGUUGAACAGCAUUGCAGUCGACUGGAUUGGAAUGGCACUCACUUGGAAGCAAUUUGAGUUGCUUGGUCCUUCGACACUUUUAAAUCGCUUGCUUGCAAGAAAGCACUACCCUCUUGCUGUUGAGCUUGUCCGGGUCUAUCAAAAGUUUCCCUCUAAAAUUCCUGAAUAUGUUCAGGUAAGAACGACAGGCAUGACGCGAAUCCUCCGCCAUUGGGUGAAAAGUCUGCCAGCCCAGUCGGCCAACCCCUCUGAUACGAGUAAUAGCAUGCUAACACGUCGCCUCUUCGAGAUAAUCAAUCGCUGUGGCGGCAGUGAUAGGAGUGCUGACGGUGGAGGCGUGUCAUUUGCGGCGGUAGCGGAGACUGCGAUUGAAUGCGGUCAGUUGGCCCUGGCGGAGCGCCUGUUGGAACUGGAGCCUCGAAUAUCGGCGCAGAUCGCGCUGCUGAUGCGUCUGCGCCGCUAUGGCCACGCACUGACCCGUGCGGUGCAAUCAGGUGACGCGGAUCUUCUGCUAGCGGGGGUGCUCCAGCCCUUACAGGAGGGCGAGGCGCGCAUGGAGCCCACUGCACUGAGCCUCCUCCUGCGACAACAUCCCAUCGCCCUUGCUCUCUACCGGCAGUACCUUGAGGGUGCAGGUGUAGGUGGUAGUAUCGUACCGCGUCAACCUAGGGGCAAGCUCGCCUCACAAACCCUUGCUGUUCUCCAACAAGAGGACGAUCCUGCUCUGGCCAUUCAAAGAACUGUUCUUGAAGCAUUCUCGUCCAAGGAUCCCGUGUAUCGAUCUUCCUUGCUACUGAAGGCAAGAGAUUCCUACCAACAAAUAAAGGCCGACUUUCUUUCGCAUACCUGCGAGGAGGCGGCCAAGUUGAUAAACUUUCACAGACGCUUAGAGGAGCAGCAGGUGACUGCACCGUACUUUUGUUUGGACGAUCGCGCACCCGGGUCGCACGUGCUGCCACGAGUGCUUGAGGCGGCAGCCUUCCGGUGGCAGGGUGCCUCUGUCAACGCUACCUACACUCGUCUCGUGGCCGCCGGGUCCCAGCUCACGGAGCGGCUGGCUGACCAGUUGCGGCGCGAUUUCAAGAUGCCCGAGAAGAGGGUUGCUUACUUGCGUCUCAUCGGACUCGCGCUCUCUGCUAACACAGAUGCCGCCUGGACCGAAAUCGAGCGAAUGGCCUUCGCUAAGCGACCUCUUAUUCAGCUAGACGUGUUUGUUAAGAUUUACGUGGACGCCGGACGUCUGCAACAGGCGGCUGACAUAAUUGAGAAAUUACCUUUGGAGCAAAGAAUACGGUCCCUCAUUUUGAUAGGACAAAGUCAGGAGGCUAUUGAUCUGGCAAUUCACGAGCGAUCUGAAUCAAUGCUUCAUCUUAUUCAGCGUCUUCUAAUCAAAACUGAUCGCGCUACAGCUGAUCAAGUUGGGCGAAUUCGUUCACAACUCUCGUCAGACGAACCGGAACUAGUCAUGUCACGGUACACUCUGCACACCGCGUACGACGCUCGUGUGGCACUUGUCAGAGAGCGCGGCCGCUCCAAGUCCUGGUGUGCCAUGGCUGUGGUGGAACCACAGCAGAAAGUACCCUCUGACAUCAGUUAA